This is a messenger RNA of Conger conger (European conger), 831 nucleotides long. It is a transcript of the gene txnl4b, whose product is annotated as thioredoxin-like 4B. Lineage: Eukaryota; Metazoa; Chordata; Actinopteri; Anguilliformes; Congridae. The record is from RefSeq and is a predicted model, not a curated record. Gene Ontology annotation, cellular component: U4/U6 x U5 tri-snRNP complex; spliceosomal complex; U5 snRNP. The coding region runs from base 77 to 526 and encodes 149 amino acids. The transcript has 3 exons. Gene Ontology annotation, biological process: mRNA splicing, via spliceosome.
GUCUUCUCUAAUAUAAGACCUUCCGGGUCACGUAAAAUACGUAUGUAAACAUAAUUGCUGACUUUUGUACGACAGAAUGAGUUUGUUCCUCCCGAAGCUUUGCGGCAAGAAAGACAUUGAUGAUGUUAUUAAAGGAGUUGCAGAAAAGGUUCUGGUUUUGCGAUUUGGGAGAGAUGAUGACACAGUCUGCCUGCAGCUGGAUGAAAUCCUGUCUAAGACCUCUCAUGACUUGAGCAACAUGGCUUCGAUUUACCUGGUAGAUGUGGACAAGGCUCCAGUAUAUACUCGGUACUUCGAUAUCAGUUAUAUCCCGUCGACAGUCUUUUUCUUCAAUGGGCAACACAUGAAGGUCGACUAUGGGUCCCCAGAUCACACCAAGUUUGUGGGAAGUUUUAAAACCAAGCAGGAUUUCAUUGAUCUGAUUGAGGUGAUUUACCGUGGAGCCAUGAGAGGAAAAUUGAUUGUCAAAAGCCCCAUUGAUUCCAGAAAUAUCCCUAAAUAUGAUCUUUUAUAUCAUGGAAUCUAGACCAACACAACUAUGGGCUCUUCAGCCAUGAGAUUAUGAAUGCUAAUGUCAUGUACCAAGUGAUUCAAGUGACAACCCUUAUUUAAAAAAAAGAGAAAUGCAGCGUGGAGUGGCAGGGCUACCACUUAGUGAACAGUGAAACAGACACAGGGACUGGGAAAAACUCUUUACUCAUGGCUGAAGCAGAAUAGAUCCUUCGGAAAUAUGUUUAAAUUAAUUUGUAACUUGUUAACACCAACUUUGUAUUUGUAUACAGUUGCACUCAUAUUUAUUAUGUUUAAAUAAAAUGAUGCAUGAUUUUUAUA